AGUUGGUAUCGUCCAAUGUCCUCUGCCUGGUUCGGUAGCUGCUAAAGACGUUGGCUUGGCACAGAUACUAGAAUCAUGGUCAACUUCGGCGCAAUUGUGCGUGAAUACUGGGUGAACAUAUUGGUGCCCAUGGGCUUCGUGAUUGGAAUGUACCUGGACCGACGACAGGAUGAGAAACUGACUGCUUACAGAAACAAAAGUAUUUUGUACCGCAGGGAACUGAAGCCUGGCGAGGAAGUCACCUGGAGAUAGAUCACCCAGCCCUGGAAUGUUAACUGUCCCACUGUCCCCAAGCUUCGUCAUCUGUAAAGUGAAGGACGCUGGGUGGCCCUCAAGUCAGAUUAUUUAAGACGAACUCUUUGCUUUCAUUGUUGAGUGGUUUCAACCAGUCAUAAACAUGUCUUUCUCAUCAAAAGA
Messenger RNA from Lampris incognitus (smalleye Pacific opah), 417 nucleotides. Its product is annotated as NADH dehydrogenase [ubiquinone] 1 beta subcomplex subunit 1-like. The record is from RefSeq and is a predicted model, not a curated record. NCBI's taxonomy places the organism in Eukaryota, Metazoa, Chordata, Actinopteri, Lampriformes, Lampridae. The coding region runs from base 76 to 252 and encodes 58 amino acids. The transcript is spliced from 3 exons. Gene Ontology annotation, cellular component: mitochondrion.